Cervus elaphus (red deer) is the source of this 2867-nucleotide messenger RNA. Its product is annotated as guanylate-binding protein 4-like. Gene Ontology annotation, biological process: defense response to protozoan; defense response to Gram-positive bacterium. The transcript has 11 exons. Bases 157 to 1986 code for a protein of 609 amino acids. Lineage: Eukaryota; Metazoa; Chordata; Mammalia; Artiodactyla; Cervidae. The record is from RefSeq and is a predicted model, not a curated record. Gene Ontology annotation, molecular function: GTPase activity; GTP binding.
UUUUAAACAAGCAACUGGCUUUUCAGCUUCUGAAUCUAAGAGCAGUUUCCAGAGGAGCCAGAGGCAAGAGGAGCCCUAGGGGUGAUCCAGAGCAGCUGACUUGACUCCCGGCUGCAGCGUCUGCUCCAAGUUCCUGUGGCAUCUGGAUCUACCAAAAUGGAUCCUGUCUGUUUGGUGGAAAACCGGAAAAAUCAACUAUCAGUGAAUCCCGAAGCACUGAAGAUUCUGGACCAGAUAUCUCAGCCUCUGGUGGUGGUGGCCACUGUAGGGCUGUAUCGGACUGGAAAGUCCUACCUGAUGAACCGCCUGGCAGGACAAAGCCACGGUUUUCAUCUGGGCUCCACAGUGAGGUCUGAAACCAAAGGCAUCUGGAUGUGGUGUAUGCCCCACCCCUCCAAGGAGAGCUGCACCCUGGUCCUUCUGGACACUGAGGGCCUGGGCAAUGUGGAGAAGGAGGACUCCAAGAAUGACCUGUGGAUAUUUGCCCUGGCUGUGCUCCUGAGCAGCACCUUUAUCUACAACGGCAUGAACAGCAUCAACAAUCAGGCCUUGCAGCAGCUGCACUAUGUGACUGAAUUAACAGAGCUGAUCAGAACCAAAUCAUCUCCCAGCUCUGACGAAGUAGAGGAUUCAGCCAAAUUUGUGAGUUUCUUUCCAGACUUUAUUUGGACUGUACGGGAUUUCACGCUGGAGCUGGAGUUAGACGGAAACUCCAUCACUGAAGAUGAGUACCUGGAGAAUGCCUUGAAGUUGAUUCCAGAUGAAGAUCCCCAAAUUCAAAGUUUCAACUUGCCCAGAGAGUGUAUCAGGAAGUUUUUUCCCAAACGGAAGUGUUUCAUCUUUGACCGUCCUGCAAGCAACAAAAAACAAUUACUCCAUCUUGAGGAAAUGCCAGAUAAUCAACUGGAUGAGAAUUUCCAGAAGCAAUCGAAAGAUUUCUGCUCAUAUAUCUACACCCAUGCAAAGACCAAGACCUUAAAAGAAGGAAUCACUGUCACUGGGAAAAGGCUGGGGCCUCUGGUGGAGGCCUAUGUAAAUGCCAUCAACAGUGGAUCAGUUCCUUGUUUGGAGAAUGCAGUAAUAACUCUGGCCCAGCGUGAGAACUCAGCAGCUGUGCAGAAGGCAGCUGACCACUACAGUGACCAGAUGGCCCAGCAACUGAGUCUCCCCACAGAGACGCUCCAGGAACUGCUGGAGGUGCACGCAGCCUGUGAGAAGGAAGCCAUUGCAGUCUUCAUGGAGCACUCCUUCAAGGAUGAAAAUCAGGAUUUCCAGAAGAAGCUUGUGAUCAUGAUCGAGAAAAAGAAAGACCAUUUCUUAUUGCAAAAUGAAGAAGCAUCUGACAGAUAUUGUCAGGCUGAGCUUAAAAAACUUUCAGAGCCCUUAAAGAUGAGUAUUUCAGAGGGAACUUUCUUUGUCCCUGGAGGACACCAUCGCUACUUAGAAGCAAGGAACAAGCUUGAAGAGAACUACAAAUUCAUUCCCAGGAAAGGAGUUAAGGCAAACCAGGUCCUCCAGAGCUUCCUGCAGUCACAGGCAGGAGAAGAGGCAGCCAUCCUGCAGGCAGACCAGGCCCUCACUGAUGCAGACAAGGCCAUGACAGAGGAACGUACCAAGAGACAAGCAGCAGAGAUGAAACAGGAUCUGCUAACACAGAAACUGAAUGAUGAGAAGCAAAAAAUGGAGGCCCAAGAGAGAAGCCACAAGGAACAUGUAGCCCAACUGAAAGAGAAGUUCAAUAUGGAAAGAGAAAACCUUAUCAGAGAGCAGGAAGCAGUGCUGGAGCACAAGCUGAAGAUGCAAGAACAAAUGCUUACUGAAGGAUUUGAAAGGAAAGCCAGUGAAUUACAUAUUCAGAUACUUCAACUACAAAAGGAAAUAGAAAGAAUUAAAGAUGAUAAGUUCCUUGAAAUUUUAAGGAUUCUGUCAGGAAUUAGCCUUACGUUGUUAGCGUUCUCACGGCCUAGAGUUUUUAACCGUAUAUAGAUAUGAUGGAUCUCAGGUGAGUUGUUAAAUGAGCUGACAAUCCCUGUUAAGUACAUGAAAAAAAACUUGAUGUAAGGGUGGCUAAUCCUUGAAGUAUAUGUCACAGAGUUUCAAUCAAGAAAAGUGUAAAAAUAAGAGGUUAUUACCAAAGAAUCAGGGCCUGAUAUCCAAAUAUCUAAAUAAUUUUGAUUGACUUGGUCGAUUUAAAGGAAUGGAAAAUGAGUUAAAAGAUAAUGAUUGAUUCAUAGCCAAGUUUUAAGCAAAGCAUAAAAGAAGGGACACUCACCUAUGAUAUAGACAUGGAGAGAGUUUCUUUAGGCUCGAUCUAACAAGCCCUCAUAAAUCAGCAAGGAAAGGGUAACGACCACAUUUUUUAAAUGGGUAAACAUAUAAGAAGAUAAUUAAAAUGUUUAACUUUACUGAUUAUAAAAGAUAUGCAAAGUAUAAUUAGGGGAUAACUGUGUCACCUCUCAGGGGCCAAGAAGUAUAGUUUUGAGAGGACCCUGGCCUGGCAAAGGUUACAGGAAAGUGGCAGCCUGAUAUUUGCUAGGAAGAGUGCAGAUGUACACCAAAAUUUAAAUGCAAAUACUGUUGAUCCAGCAAGUUCUCACUGAGGGAUUUAUCUUAAACAUUUAUGUACCCAAGCUGAAUAGGGAAUGUAUGGUGGUACAUUUAUUGAAGGAUUGUUGUAAUUCCAAAAGACUGAAAACAUCUUUAAAGUCCCCCGAUCACAUACUAGUGAGGUAAAUCCUGAGACACAAUUACACAGGAAUACUCUAUAUCACUAAAGUGAAAAGGGAAACUCUAUUUGUGGUAAUGUGAGAAAAUCUCCAAGAUGUAUCAUAAGCAAAAUAAAUAAAUAAAUAAAGAUGCAGAAAGUG